Messenger RNA from Papilio xuthus (Asian swallowtail), 2115 nucleotides. RefSeq lists its product as uncharacterized. Gene Ontology annotation, molecular function: protein binding. The coding region runs from base 101 to 1507 and encodes 468 amino acids. The transcript is spliced from 4 exons. NCBI's taxonomy places the organism in Eukaryota, Metazoa, Arthropoda, Insecta, Lepidoptera, Papilionidae. The record is from RefSeq and is a predicted model, not a curated record.
AAUAGUUAGAGUUGUCAGUGAGUUACGGGCGUCGCGCUCUGAUGGUCCUCGUCCGCGACAGGUAACUCCUGAUUCCCGUCCGUUUGCGCAAUCAGUGACCAUGAAACAGAAACAUUUCUUCUUGCUCUUCUUGGGAAUUCUUGCCGCUGAGGUUGCGGCAGCGCAAAAUGGAGAGUUACACAUACCUCUCGAGAGCGAUAAUCAAUUCCCUCCAGAAGAACAUGCAGAAACCGUCGACAUCCCUAUAGAGGGGAGCGGCGACGGAGUUGUUAGUGAACCAGCAGAUACAACCACGGAAACACUUCUAAUACCAAAAAUAGAAGACGUUAAAUCUCCAGUACUCUCUGACAAUGAAACGGAAUCUUCAACUUUCGAAUCAAGCAUAUCCCCCACAUCUGAAACAGCCGACGCUUGCCCAAAACCGUGUGUAUGCAAUAUAGAAGGCGCUACUAAUAAUUUCAUCGUGGAUUGUUCAGGCUACGGACUGACAGAGUUUCCAAAAGUAAUAGAUCCAAGAACUACCACCUUGAACUUGCAGAAUAAUAAGCUCACCGAGAUUCCCAAGGAAAUAUCAGCUUUGAAAAACUUAAAAGUGCUAAACGCUAAUAACAAUCAGAUAAUGGAAUUGGCACCUGGUUCAGUCAGCGAGCUUCCCGAGUUAGUGACUCUAAAGCUAGCUAACAAUCGGCUUAUUGAAUACCCCAGAGAUUUAAAGAACAGUCUUGUCCUAACAAAAUUAGAAGAAUUAGAUUUGGGAGGAAAUGACAUGAGAACUAACCUUGGAGCUGAAGUAUUUCUACAAUUUAAAGCUUUAAAAAAAUUAACUCUAGCGACAUCCACUCCCGAAUUGCUGGAUGGACUAUGUGCAGCUUACAAGGAAACUUUAGAGACCGUAUGCACAGGAAGUUGUGACACGAAAACAUAUGACUGCCCAGAUACGCCUCAAAAUAUAGAAGAAGAUUUAAUUGAAGCUACAUUGCCUGGAAUGAUCGCUUUCAUGGGAGCCAUAGACGGUGAUCCUAAUAUUGAAAAUCCAAACAAUGAUGCUAAUACCACUACCACAGAGAAACCUACGGAAGUGACAGUGUCGCCUCAAACAACAGGUACAUCAAGUGUCGCCGAGUCCACGACUACUACGCAAAAAACUCAAUCGGCGGGAGAAUUUUCAUUACGUACUGCAGUAAACAAAGAACCAGCAGAGCAUGUGGUUUCCAAUUCUAUUGUGGAAAAACCAAAGGAAGAGAAUAAAGCAACUACAAGCCCAACAGAAGUUAAAAUAGGGGCCAAAACUGAGGGCACUAAGACUGGUGGAGUCGAUAAAAGCGUUAUUGGAAUAAUCGUAGCUGGCAUGAUCAUCGUUGUAGCUGUUGUAACUAUAAAAAAGAACUGGAGUUCGAUCAGAAAACGUUUCGGUUCAUCGCCUAGACCACCGAAUAAUCGAACCGAAGCCACUACGAACGGCACUUCGCCGGAAGAAGUUCCAUUACAGGACAAGUCACCUGUUUAAUAUACCCUGUAUGAUAUUUGUAUAAAUGGUUUCGAUCUGAAUGUCAUUUUAACUUGGACAACAUAUAUCACAUCAAGUCGAAAUUAUUAAAAUGUGAUUAUGCCGUAACGUCAUAUUUGUAGUGUGAUAUAUGCGAGGCAAAAAACUAGAAUAAGAUUUACUAAGGUAGCAUAAAAUAUGUAAAUAAAUGUAUACAGUAAUGCUUCAAUAAUAUACAUACCUUGAUUUUGUACAAUUAAAAUAAACAAUACGUUUUUAUAAUAAACUUUUAUACAGUUAUUUAAGUCCUCUAAACAAUUGUGGGUAACGAUAGCGAUUGUUCUUUUGUUUAACAUCGUGUGGUAUGAAGAACUGUUAACUUAAAGACUUCAUUUUCACGAUUCAUAGAAUAAUUUAACAACUUGACUUGUUUUAAAGUUUUAAAAAUUAGCGAAUGUGCCAGGAAUCUAUAAAAAACUUGUUCGCUUCAAGCACCUGUGUAUAAAGUACACCACGGAUACAAGAUAAGAGUUUAAAAAUAAACUUUGUAACGGUACUACAUAAAGUGAAAUUGAAUGUUCAGUCCAAAUUGUAUUACAAAAUUAAAGUACCAGAAUUAGUACUGCAUC